Molecule: messenger RNA, 2755 nt
Organism: Fulmarus glacialis (Northern fulmar)
Lineage: Eukaryota; Metazoa; Chordata; Aves; Procellariiformes; Procellariidae
Product: VWFA and cache domain-containing protein 1-like
Exons: 10
Cellular component (GO): voltage-gated calcium channel complex
Molecular function (GO): voltage-gated calcium channel activity
Source: RefSeq, a predicted model, not a curated record
GUGCUUCAUCAUGGAGGACAGAGGGUACCUUGUGGCACACCCAACCCUCAUCGAUCCCAAAGGACACGCGCCAGUGGAGCAACAGCACAUUACACACAAGGAGCCUUUGGUAGCAAAUGACAUUCUGAACCACCCAAACUUCGUCAAGAAAAACCUCUGCAACAGCUUCAGUGACAGAACAGUUCAGCGGUUUUAUAAAUUUAAUACCAGCUUAGUGGGUGAUCUGACAAACCUUGUGCACGGCAGUCACUGCUCCAAAUACAGGCUGACGAGAAUCCCGGGCACCAACGCCUUCGUGGGAAUCGUCAACGAGACCUGCGAUUCACUUGCUUUCUGUGCCUGCAGUAUGGUAGACAGACUCUGCCUCAACUGCCACAGAAUGGAACAGAACGAAUGUGAGUGCCCUUGCGAGUGCCCUUUGGAGGUAAAUGAAUGUACCGGCAACCUCACGAACGCCGAAAGCAGGAAUCCGAGUUGUGAAGUUCAUCAGGAGCCAAUGACUUUCACAGCAAUUGAUCCGAGCCUGCAGGAUGCUCUCCCGCAGUGCAUUAACACUCAGUGCAAUCAGAGAACAGAGAGCGGGGAUUGCUUUGGUGUGUUGGACUGCGAGUGGUGUAUGGUAGACAGUGAUGGGAAGACCCAUCUGGAUAAGUCCUACUGUGCCCCUCAGAAGGAAUGCUUUGGUGGCAUUGUGGGAGCGAAGAGCCCUUACGUGGAUGACUUGGGAGCAAUAGGAGAUGAAGUGAUCACUCUGAACAUGAUCAAAAGUGCACCAGUCGGCCCAGUGGCUGGAGGCAUUAUGGGCUGCAUUAUGGUACUUGUCCUAGCAGUAUACGCAUAUCGUCACCAGAUACAUCGGAGGAGCCACCAGCACAUGUCACCUUUGGCUGCGCAGGAAAUGUCAGUGCGUAUGUCGAACCUGGAAAAUGAUAGGGACGAGAGGGACGAUGACAGCCAUGAAGACAGAGGAAUCAUUAGUAACACUCGAUUUAUAGCGGCGGUAAUAGAGCGGCACGCCCACAGCCCAGAACGCAGACGUCGGUACUGGGGGCGAUCAGGAACGGAGAGCGACCACGGCUACAGCACUAUGAGUCCUCAGGAAGACAGUGAAAACCCUCCAUGCAAUAAUGACCCAUUGUCGGCUGGUGUUGAUGUUGGAAACCACGAUGAAGACUUAGACCUGGACACACCACCUCAGACAGCUGCCCUGUUGAGUCACAAGUUUCACCACUACCGGUUGCACCACCCAACUCUUCACCACAGCCACCAUUUACAGGCUGCAGUCACGGUACACACUGUGGAUGCAGAAUGCUAAUGAACAACGACAAAAGAAACAUAACUUGUGAACAAUGAUCCAUGCAGCAACGGGCAGCUUUGUUUCUGUGGUUUUCACCAGGAACGAUCUAACUAACUUCCUGAGUAAACUGUUAGGCAUAAAAGCUUUACAUUUUUAUAAAUGUAAGGUUGGCUCUGAAAUGGAAGGGAAAUGUGCUUGAUGAAUGGACCUGCCAUAACAUUGAAUAAAAUGGAGCAGGAGGCACGUUAGACCUCCAGAAACAGGGACGCAAGUUUAUACAGCAGCUGAAGCUUUGGAAGCCCUGUUACGCUGAGCCAAGAGGAGAGAGGGAGCUUAAGAGAGCUAGAGAUGAUUUGGUUUCCUUAACUGGAAGAGCAGAAAUCUGUGCAGCUGAAGACUAAAAAAGUGCCAGAUAGAGGCGGGGGGGGAAGGCUGUUGGUUUCUCUGCAGUUUGUUUCGUGCGUAGAAAGCUCACUGCUCCGACAAUUGCUGUAUGGAACCUGGGACAGUGCAUCUCAAGAUUUUUAAGUAAAGGAUUAUUUUUCUACUAUUUAUUGAACUUGAAACUUUGGGGGGAGGGAGGGGAGAAAACAUGUUAGCAAUUCUCAACAACUACCACAUAUAUUCUGUGAUGGUGAAGUGGUUCUUCUGAGGAAGACGUCUGUUUCUUAUUAGCUGAUAUUCAUCCACUGCCCCACUCUGCAAAAGGGAAAAUGAAGAAGUCGUGUCUGACGUGUUUACAUUAUGAAUGCUUUCUUUUCCACAAUUGUUUUCUGUAAAUAUUACAACCUGAUUUACAUUACAGUAUUUUCUUCCUAUUUGCAGAGAAGUCCUGUACUCCAUUACUAAAAUUCUGAGAAUUCUGCCCAUAAACCUCUCCAUCUUUACCUCUUCGAUCAUCCUUAAAGGUUUCCUGUGUGGCAGUAAUAAAGAAUUUAUUUAGCAUUAGUUACCAGAUAAUUCCAAAUAAAAUCUGUGCCAUUCUUCUGUUUCCUUAGGACGCUGUCAAGAUCAGAAGUAGGGAUAAACCAGUGUUUUGUAAAACUUGGGUUACUGUGGAAGGUAUCUUUCUGAAAUCAUAAUUUUAAGCUGCUGCUGUUUGUCUGGAAUUUAACAUUGCUUUGGUAAUUCAAACAAAGAUUAAUCAAUCUGUCUACACACAGAGCAUCAUAAUUAUAAAUUAGUUUUAAAUCACAGUGUUGUAUUUUAGAUUCACAUUUUGUGAUUACAAUGAUAUAAAAACAUUCUUGCACUGUGCAUAUGAUAAACAUCCAUUUAUAUGUAGGGGUUUUUUUAAAUCACUUGUUUUAAUUAAUAUGGUACUUAAUACUGUAUUAUGUAAAAAAUUGGUUCUUAAACAGUACGGUAAAAUAACUAUAUGUGUGAUAUCAGGAUACCCCUUUAUACUAUGUAUAAAAUUAAAAUCUCUAGUGAAAUAAACUGUAUAUAAAGUAUAGA